Adineta steineri is the source of this 1422-nucleotide messenger RNA. NCBI's taxonomy places the organism in Eukaryota, Metazoa, Rotifera, Eurotatoria, Adinetida, Adinetidae. The record is from the annotation of a GenBank genome assembly.
AUGGGUAAAGGUGGAAAAAAUCAGGAAUCAUCUUCAUUAGUCGAUGAUCAACAAAAAACUCUAUCUAUGGCAACAAUAUCAAAUUCUAUUCCUGUAAAUAAUACUAAAAAACAGUAUACAUGGGAGGAAAUACGUCGUCAUUCAAAUAAAAACGAUCGAUGGAUUGUUCUUGAUAAAUGUGUUUUUGAUGUUACUCGUUGGACGAAACAUCCAGGUGGGCAAACACUUUUGAAUUAUUACGCAGGACAAGAUGCGAGCGAGGCUUUUCAUGCGCUUCAUCCAGACAUUGCUUUAGUACAAAAAUAUCUUAAAUCAUUUUAUAUUGGUGAUGUAAUCGAUGAUGAAGAUAAUCUAUCUGCAAAAACUGAUCAAGCAUUAAAAGAUGAUUUUGAACAAUUAAGACAAAAAGCUUUUGCUAAAAAACUAUUUGAACCAAGCCGAACAUUUUUUAUUUUAAGUUUUCUACAUAUUUUGGCUUUCGAAUUUGCUGCUUAUUUUAUUUUAUUUCGUUUCGGAACAAAUUGGAUACCGUACUUAUUAACAUUACUUUGUUAUGUUAUUGCUGAAGCACAAUGUGGUUGGCUUCAACAUGAUUUUGGACAUUUAUCAGUAUUUAAAAAGGCGUCAUGGAAUCAUGUAUUACAUCAAUUUUCCAUGGGUUUAAUUAAAGGAGGAAGUGCGGAUUGGUGGAAUAAUAUGCAUUUUCAACAUCAUUCAAAACCAAAUGUUAUUGACAAAGAUCCCGAUACACGUAUCGAGCCCUUAUUUUUAUUGGGUGAUACAAUUCCAAUACGAAAAGCUGAAAGAAAUGCGAAACAUGGAAAGAAAGUACCCUAUAAUUUUCAACAUUUAUAUUUUUUUAUUGUGGCACCAAUGCUAUUCCCGUUAUAUUUUCAAUUUAUGACAAUACGACAUGCUAUAAAACGACGAAAAUGGAUGGAUCUUGCUUGGUUAUCUAUAUAUUAUAUCAAAUUCUUUACAUUAAUACCAUUAAAACUUGGCUUUAUUGGAGCGAUAAAACUUCUUUUUUUAAUUCGUACAUUCGAAGGCACGUGGUUUGUUCUUGUUUCACAAUCGAAUCAUGUUGUUAUGGAUGUAUCACAUGAUAAUUCUAAAUUACCAUGGUUUCGUAUGCAGUUAAAAGCAACAUGUAAUAUUGCUCAAUCAGCAUUUAAUGAUUGGUUUACAGGGCAUUUAAAUUUUCAAAUUGAACAUCAUCUUUUUCCAAUGAUGCCGCGUCAUAAUCUUUAUAAAAUUCAAUCAGAAGUAAUGGAGAUAUGCCAGAAAUAUAACAUUCCAUAUAUUUCUAAACCUAUGGGACGUGCUUUUCUUGAUAUAUUAACAUCACUUGAAAAAUCUGGUCGCAUGUGGCAUGAAGCUUAUGAAGAAUUGAUUGAAUCUGGACAUACAAAAACAAACUAA